CCGAUUAGCAUUCUGCUUGUGAAUCUCGUUUUAGGGAGGUCGGACGUAGGUCAAGAGGCACGAGAACCUCGUUACUGAAUCUUGUUUUCACUGCCUCUGGCACUAUCAAUCCAACGCCAACACCGCCAUUACAAAGCCCAACAGAUUCUCCCAUCUUCUACCGAGUGUUGUCCACCGAGCCAAAUGUCUUUCUGCUCUUCUGCUCCGUCCUGCUGCAGCUUGAUCCGUGCCUAUCCGCGGACUGCCCACUCCAAGUCCUCACCGCGUCGAUGCCUCCUACUGCCAAUCCGGUGUACUGCGCGGACUCCUCCUCGGCGAUCGGCUGAUUACCAACCGAGCUCGUGGAGCGACGAAUACAUACAAUCGCUCACAACUGGCACCAAGGUGGAGGAGGAUAACGCAAGAAGGAUGGACAAACUGACAGAGGACGUGAAACAGCUGAUCUACAUGAAGAAGGGAAUUGAGGACCAACUUCAACUGAUCGAUUACCUGCGGCAGCUUGGGGUGGCGUAUCACUUUAAGGAGGAUAUUAAGGAUGCUUUAUGGACUAUAUACGGUUCCAUGGAAGAGGUGAGCAUGUUGCUGAAGGAUAAUCUUCAUGCCACGGCUCUUAUGUUCAGGCUUCUCAGAGAACAUGGGUUUGCUGUUUCUGAAGGUGUAUUCAACCGAUUUAUAGAUGAGAAGGGCAACUUGAAAGCCAGCCUUCGCCACCAGACUGAAGGAUUGGUGAGCUUGUACGAGGCUUCCCAUCUUGCAAAGGAAGGAGAGCACGUGCUGGAAGAAGCUACGAACUUCACAACUAAACAGCUCAAGAGCCUCAUGGAGGGAUCGCUUGAGCCUCAUCUCAGGGAGCACGUAGCCCAUGCCUUGGAGCUUCCAUUGGACUGGAGGAUGCUGAGGUUACAGACCAGGUGGUUUAUAGAAGCAUGCCAAAGGGAAGCGAACAUAAACCCUGUCCUACUUGAAUUGGCUAAGUUGGACUUCAACAGAGUUCAGAGCAUACAUCAGAGGGAACUCAGGGAAGUGUCGAGAUGGUGGAGCAAUCUUGGCCUGGCGCAAAGGCUUCCAUUUUCCAGGGACAGGUUGAUGGAGAGCUAUAUCUGGACGGUUGGCUGGGCUUUUGAGCCACAGUUUGCAAGAUUCAGGGAGGCGCAGACAAAAGCGAACUGCCUGAUAACAACAAUAGAUGAUGUGUAUGAUGUUUACGGCACCAUCGAUGAGCUCGAGCUGUUCACGGAUGCCGUCGAUAGAUGGGAUGUUAAUACAAUGGACAAAUUGCCAGAGUACAUGAAAAUAUGUUUUCUAGCCCUCUUCAACACUACAAAUGACACCGCCUACAAUGUUAUGAAAGAGAAGUGUCUGGAUAUAAUUCCACACCUAAAAAAAGCAUGGGCAGAUCUAUGCAAGACAUACUUGGUGGAAGCAAGGUGGUACCACCAAGGCUACACACCCAAUCUUGAAGAGUACUUGGAGAACGCACUAGUAUCGAUAUCGGGUCUCCUAAUAUUGACUAUUGCUUAUUGCACCAGUAACGAUGUAACUCGAGAGGCCUUAGACGGUUUCCAAAGCCGUCUUAAGAUUGCAAGAUGGUCAUCCAUGAUCCUUCGACUUUGUGAUGACUUGGGUACUUCCAAGGACGAGCUUGAAAGAGGCGAUGUGCCCAAAUCUAUCCAGUGCUACAUGCAUGAGAGCGGUUUAUCGGAGUAUGCGGCUCGUGAGCAUAUCAGGCGAUUGAUUAGGGGGAAUUGGAGAGCAAUAAACGGAGAUCGAAGUUUCACUUCACGUUUUGAGGAAAACCUAAAAAUGAUGGCCAUCAAUAUCCCUCGAAUGGCCCAAUGCAUGUACCAAUACGGAGAUGGACAUGGGAAACCCGAUCAAGUGAUUGAGGAUCGCAUCAGGUCUUUGAUAAUUGAACCUAUACUUUUGUAACAAUGGAAUUAAGGAUAAUAUCGUGAAGCUAUAAGUCUCCUCGUGAUUUGUCCAAGCCUUUGAUUAAGAUUCUUUAGGUGUGAUCGCUCUUUUUAUUCGGUAAAAGGUAUUG
Molecule: messenger RNA, 2041 nt
Organism: Musa acuminata AAA Group (dessert banana)
Lineage: Eukaryota; Viridiplantae; Streptophyta; Magnoliopsida; Zingiberales; Musaceae
Product: monoterpene synthase 8, chloroplastic-like
Exons: 7
Coding region: 184-1929 (581 amino acids)
Biological process (GO): diterpenoid biosynthetic process
Molecular function (GO): magnesium ion binding; terpene synthase activity
Source: RefSeq, a predicted model, not a curated record